This is a messenger RNA of Nicotiana tabacum (common tobacco), 740 nucleotides long. Lineage: Eukaryota; Viridiplantae; Streptophyta; Magnoliopsida; Solanales; Solanaceae. The record is from RefSeq and is a predicted model, not a curated record.
UGUAUGAAUCACAAACGUUCUUCAGCUAAAUUCUAAUGGCUCAUUUGGUGCGCAUACUAAAUUGUCCACCUUCAGAGACUUUUCUUUUUCUUAGAAAAGUAGGACAUUCCACAACAACUUUUUGUCCAAUUUCAAUAAUUGUUUUGCCCAAUUCAACUGCAUUUAUUUGUCCAAAGACUUUAGCAUAGUUGAAUGUAUCUGCUUUGAAAUGUCAAAACUACAAGUCACUAUUCUGCAUACAACUAUUUCAUCACCUCUGUCUCUUCAGUCCUCUCUUCUUCAUAUUCAAAAAAAAAGAAAAAACCCCAUCAUCACCAUGACCAGUCACACACUGUUCGCCCUCCUGCUGUCGCUCGCCGCCGUAGUGACACUUGUCUCCGUCGUCAGCGCCGCCGGGGCAGUAAGCACUUCUGAUUUCCAAAAAAUCACGAGAGAAGAGAGAAAUUACAGGCAAAAGAAAGUAAUUGACAUUUCCCAUAAAUAUGUUCCUGAUUUGCCAGCUUUCGGUUCAAAAAAUGGGUUAGGCAACUUCAUAAGACUUCAGACAAGUAUCAAAUUGGGUGAUCUCUCAAAUGAUUCAGUCUUCAACCUUUCUACUCAUUCUGGUACACACGUUGAUGCUCCUGGACAUUUCAAUGACACUCUUUUCGAGCUCGGUUACGAUGUCGUUUCGCUUGAUCUCCGAACCUUAAAUGGUCCUGUUCUUGUAGUGGAAACUCCACGGGACAAGAAUAUUACAG